Ilex paraguariensis (yerba mate) is the source of this 228-nucleotide messenger RNA. The record is from the annotation of a GenBank genome assembly. Lineage: Eukaryota; Viridiplantae; Streptophyta; Magnoliopsida; Aquifoliales; Aquifoliaceae.
AUGAGAGAAACAGUCCAGGAAACGAGCCUUGCGUGGAAGAGCAAUGUGGAUAUAUUUGGUGCUGGUGUUGGCUUCAAUGAUGAAGGAGGAGGCGGUUUCGCAACUUACAAGCGAGUGGUGGCCUCUGUUGAGGAAGUGCCUGUGGAGAGUCUUCAACAACAGGAGAUUGCUUUCAUGCUGAUUGGGCACAUAUUGGAUAAAGUCCAGAUUGAUCUUAAGCUUUUGUAA